Messenger RNA from Paramecium primaurelia, 807 nucleotides. Lineage: Eukaryota; Ciliophora; Oligohymenophorea; Peniculida; Parameciidae. The record is from the annotation of a GenBank genome assembly.
AUGAAUAUUUACAAUUAUCUCUUUAAGUUCAUCAUAGUUGGAGAUACAAGUAAGAUAAAAAUAAGUAAGUUUAGAUGUUGGUAAAAGUUGUUUACUUUUGUAAUUUACAGAUUCUAGAUUCAGAAAUGAACAUGAUGCCACAAUUGGAGUAGAAUUUGGAUCAAGAAAUCUAAAAAUUAAUGAUAAAUAAAUCAAAUUACAAAUUUGGGACACUGUAUGAAUAUUUUUUAAAUAUUUAGGCAGGCCAAGAAUCCUUUAAAUCAAUAACGCGAUCUUAUUAUAGAGGGUAUAGAAUGAAUAACUAAUAUAGAUCAAUCGGUGGAAUACUUGUAUUUGAUGUGACAAGUAGACAGUCUUUUGAGGAUUUAUAAAAAUGGUAUCAAGAAAUUUAAGGAUAUGCAUGUGAUAAAAUAGAGAUGGUUAUAGUAGGAAAUAAGAUUGACUUAGAAGAGAGGUAAUAUUUAAAUAAAGUAUGCUUUAGAAGAGAAGUUUAAACAGAGGAGGCUAGAAAAUAUGCAUAAAAAUAAGGAUUUGCUUACUUUGAAACAUCAGCUAAGACAGGUGAAAAUGUUGAUAAUGUGUUUGAAACUAUGGCUAAUUAAGUAUUAAAGAAAAUUGAUAGUGGAGAAAUAGAUCCUACUUAAGAAGUAAUUAAAAAAAAAUUAUUUUUAGGUUUAUGGAAUCAAGAUUGGAUCUAUUGGUAUCAAAAAGAAGAAUGAUGUAGUUUAGCCUAGAGAAUAACCAAAAGCUUAGCUAGUAACAACAAAUUAGACCUAGUAAUAAUAAAAGAAUGAGGGCUGUUGUUGA